AGCUUUAAUGCCGCCAUUUCACGCGAAAAACAGCGCGGUAGUAGACACGUCUGGGGUUAAAACAAUACGAAAACAAGCUAGAGUGCGAGUUAAAUCCGCCAGCAGGUGAUUUAUAACAUAUAACCGUCGGUUUUUAUCACACGGUAAGGCCAAGCGCGUUUCGUCUAAUUAGGCCUGCUGCGUUACUAGGAGACGGGAGAAGAUGAGUUACGGAAGGCCGCCGCCAGACGUGGAGGGGAUGACCUCCCUCAAAGUAGAUAACCUGACUUACCGAACUUCGCCGGAGACUCUGCGCCGAGUCUUUGAGAAAUACGGCCGCGUGGGUGACGUGUACAUCCCCCGGGACAGGUACACGAAGGAGAGCCGCGGUUUCGCGUUCGUUCGGUUCCUCGACAAGCGCGACGCCGAGGACGCGAUGGACGCCAUGGACGGCGCGCUGCUGGACGGGCGGGAGCUGCGCGUUCAGAUGGCCCGCUACGGGAGACCCCCGGACUCCAUGUACAGCCGAAGAGGAGCUCCGACACGCAGAUAUGGAGGGUACGGACGGAGAAGCAGGAGCCGCUCUGCCAGUCCCCGGCGUCGCAGACGUAGCCGCAGCCGCUCCAGGAGCAGGAGCCGGUCCCGGUCCAGGAGCCGCCACCACUACAGCCGCUCCAGGUCCCGCUCCUACUCCAGAUCCAGGUCUAGGUCCCGGUCCAAGUCCAAAUCCAAGUCCAAGUCCAGAACCCCCAGACGAAGCAAGUCCAAGUCCCCUUCCAGGUCCAGGUCCCGCUCCAGAUCCAAGUCGAGGAGUCGAACCCCACCUUCUAACAGAGGAUCCAAGUCCAGGUCCAGGUCCAAAUCCAAGAGUAGGCCUAAAUCUCCAGAGGACAACGGAGCAGAGUCUUAACCCAAACUUGGACACAACAUGACGCUGCGGAGUCCUGUUUGCAAAGAGAGGAGGAGGAGGAGGAGGAGAUGGGGGUGUGGCAGUAUGAGAGCAGUUAGUGUGUGACCCGCCCAUGUGACCUGCCUGUUGCCGAGAGCGAUGGCAGUUGCUAAGGAGCAGGUCACCAAGGCAACGGUGGUUGCUAUGGAGCAGGUCGUCAUGGCGGUGGUUCGGGCUGUCAGUUGGUGUAUGAGGUGGUGUGGUGAGGUACGUUCACGGGGAAUCACAGGCAGAUGCGCUGAGCUCUGUUCCCACCCGGGCCUGUGAUUUCCUCCGCCUCUCACAAAGGGAACGCACCCCGAGGUUUGUUUUUCAAAAAUAUGCCCGAGUGUAAGAGUCUUCUACGAGCUAGCUAUGAGGAAUGUGGGGCCAGUGAAAGGUGUGUAAACAAAUAUGAAAAUGUUGUUAAAAGAAAUGUGAUAAAUGUUAGCGUCAGGGGAGAGAUCAGACCAGAACCUCAUUAAUAGAAAUCCAGGUCAGCGACAGGUGUUGACAUAAUGUCUGGUUUCGUCUCUUGUCAACUCUCGUUUGUUUCUUUCCUUGCAGAUCUCAGAUGAGCCUUUUUGAGGACAUCAGGACGAGUCCCACCCUGAGCAAGUGGACUCCACUAUUACCACUGAAUGCAGACUGAAAGGUUAUUGGAGCUUGGUCUAAAACGUUUUAAAUGUUUAAUUUGACUUGAUGUACCUAAACAAAUUCUGUAACUUUGAAAUGAUCAUUUGUAAAGUGAGCAUAUUGAAAGGGAUUUGUUAAAAAAAAAAAAAAUCUUUUCCCCUGACUUCAUUAGCUUUUGUUUUUCUUUUAAUUUUGCCUGUUUGAUUGAAGUUGUACCUGUUAAUAAACUUUUCAGAAUUAAAGUAGAUUUCUUUCAGUGAAAUCCCUCGUUUAAAAACACUCUUUCCACGUGGAUGUGAAAGAGUCUUUAUUUUCAGAGAUGUUGUAGAAAAAGGCGACACGUUCAAUGUUAUGUUAUACCAGUCUUACGAGGAACAUGAAUUGGUGUACCCUGACCCAAAAUAAAAAAAAAUUCACUCAAUUUGUGACUUUCUAAUAGAACAGCGGUUUCUUUUCUGUCAGACUUUUUUUUUUUUUUUCUGUCUGGUUACAGUUGCUGUCCUAUGACUCUAACCCUCUUUCUUGUGUAUCUUUUGUGCACUAGGCGCAGUUGUGUAGCAGUUGAGUAAUGCUGGUUAGCUGUUAAGAUGCGGUGCAGUGCGGUGGUGACAUGGUGUGGCGUGUUGCGGUGCUGAGUGCCCGGCGCUGUUCCGGGGCUCGACCCUCCGCUGCCGUUUGCCGGUUUGUAAGCUCACAGGUGUGGCAGAUCAUCCAUCCUCUCCUGUCUUGUGACCUCUCCUUCCCUCCAUGUGCUGUACAGAUUCUCUCCCUGCUUUUUUCUCUUGAUUCUCCCUCCUCUCCCUUCCCUUCCUGUUCUUAACUGGUCUUGCUCGCUUUGAAAUUGGGUCCAGUGUGACUCUUUAGUGAAAGGUUUAAAGGGCAGUUUUGUCUGCUUCAUUUUUUUUUUGUGUGUGUGUGUGUGUAUUUGCAUUCCUCUGUGAAUCUCUCGGAUGUCUUGUAAUUGCUUCAGGUGAAUGCUAAUAAACAUCUUUGUUCUAAA
Molecule: messenger RNA, 2543 nt
Organism: Mugil cephalus (flathead mullet)
Lineage: Eukaryota; Metazoa; Chordata; Actinopteri; Mugiliformes; Mugilidae
Gene: srsf2a
Product: serine and arginine rich splicing factor 2a
Exons: 3
Coding region: 203-889 (228 amino acids)
Molecular function (GO): RNA binding
Source: RefSeq, a predicted model, not a curated record